AUGUUAUCAUUAAGCUACCUUGUUGGUAUUGCAAGUGCUUUAGUUUUUUUAUUAUUAUUAGUAGGGUUAGGCUUGCCGAGCAUUUAUCCUGACAACGAAAAGCUUUCGGCUUAUGAAUGUGGAUUUGACCCCAUAGGAAGUGCUCGACUACCUUUUUCACUUCGGUUCUUUUUAGUUGCGAUUUUAUUUUUAUUAUUUGAUUUAGAAAUUGCCUUAAUUUUGCCAUACCCUAUAGGUUUGCUUUAUAGUAAUCAUAUUUUUUUUAAUUAUUGGUUGGUUAUACUAUUAAUUAUUGUUUUAACUUUCGGUUUAAUGUAUGAAUGAUUAAAAGGGGGUUUAGAGUGAAUAGAAUAA
Molecule: messenger RNA, 354 nt
Organism: Branchiostoma belcheri (Belcher's lancelet)
Lineage: Eukaryota; Metazoa; Chordata; Leptocardii; Amphioxiformes; Branchiostomatidae
Source: the annotation of a RefSeq genome assembly